UACAACUAGAAUUACUUUCAAGCACCAAGUACUAUUAGCACCUCAAAAUGACUGCUUCUUGAGCGGCCAACCCUUGCAUUCUCGCGCUAUGUGCCCAAACUAGCUUGCACCGCUUCUAGCGCGUCAGGGCGGGGCCUAGACGGAUGGAAGCCUUAGACGCGCAGGACUCGCUGCAGCUGGACGUGGUCUCCCCUUCAGCCCGGCCAGCAGCGGCAGGCGGAGACAAACGAGACCCUGAACGCUUCUAUUGCCCUUACCCCGGCUGCAAUCGGAGUUUCGCGGAGCUAUGGCGCCUAAAGGUCCAUUAUCGAGCUCCUCCGGACAUUCGGGGGAGUGGGAAGGAGCGAGGCCACGGAACGGAGCUCACCCACUGCCCGAAAUGCGGAAAAACGCUUAAGCCGGGCAAGCACCACGUCGGGUGCUCAGGCGGCAAAAGCGCCCCUCGGCAAACAGCCAGCAAGCGCAAUAGAACGGGAGCCGACGACGCGGACGAGGCGGUGCCGGGCUCCCCGCACAGCAAGCAUGUGCGGGGCACGGACAUGGAUGGGGACCCGCACAAGUCCUGGCAGGACUUCGCGCUCACGCACGCGGGCUACGCUAUUGGCGCGCCCGCGAUGCUUGCACCGCUGAAGCAGGAGCACCCAGAGUGGCCGCCGACCGUGCCCCAGGGCGUCUUCGUUGGACACGGAGACAGGGUGAGCUGGCUGCCGGGCCAGGUGAACGGCUUCGUGCCGCAGCUGCAGCCGCAGCGGUACCAGCAGCCGCAGUUCCCGCCGGAGCUGGCGCAGGCCUUCGCCGCGGCGGGCACACACGCCCCGCACGUCUACGCGCAGCAGGUGCCGUUCGCGAGCAUACCCGGCUACCCGGGCCAGCCGGGCGUCGCGACGUUGCAAGUCACGACGGAGUCGGGCCAGGUGCUGUCCAUCCCCGCCAACAUGGCUGGCAUGCCGCCAGGCAUGGCCGGGUUGCCCGGCACGCUCGUGUACCACCAGCAGCCGCCGCCGCACGACGCCGCCGCCUCCUACCUGGCACAGGCGCAGGCGCAUGCCCAGCACGCAGCAGCCAUGCACGCGGUGAACAGCGCGCACGCGCAGCAGCAACAACAACAACAGCAGCAACAGCAGCAGCAGCAGCCCGGCGUGCCUGCGGCGCCGCCAGCCGUGCCCGGCGUGCACGACGGCAUGCCGCCGGGCACGGUGGCCGCCGCCGCCGCUGCGGCGGCGGCAGCAGCAGCAGUCGGGGGGAGUGCACCAAGCGCGUUGCAAACCGAUGUUGGGGGGCGACCAGGCGCGGCAUUGCCGCCGCAGGCGGCGCCGGGGACGGGCGCGGGGCAGGGCGCGGGCGCGCCGGCAGGCGCGGCCGACGGUGGCGCGGCGCCCGCGGCAGGGGACGCUGCCGCUUCCGGCGGUGCCAAGCCUGUCGCGGAUGAGGACAACCUGGGCACCGUGUUUGACGACGUGGAGGAGUUCACGCGCGACUUUGGCCGCAUCCCCUCCCCGCCUCCGCUGCCGCCCGACUUCCACACCGCCGCCACCGGCGGCAACGGCAUGCUGUUCAACUUCUCGCAGUUCGGGCAGAAGCUGCCGCGCACGCAGUCGCACACGCGGCUGGACCGCAGCCUGUCGGCGGUGGGGCUGGGGCACCUGGACGUGGGGGUGGACGGUGACGUAAUGUACGACCACACGGACGACGGCGACCUCAUGCAGCUGCUGUUCGGCGUGCCCGACGAGCUGCCCACCAUGGCCACCAUCCACCUGCACAAGUGGAGCAAUGAGGAGGACGAGGACGACGACGCCGCCGAGCCGGGAGGAGGCGGCGCGGCGGCAGCAGGAGGAGGAGGAGGAGCAGCAGCAGGAGCAGGAGGCGAGGGCGGAGGAGGAGCGGGAGCAGGAGGAGGAGGAGCGGGAGCUGGGGCUGGGGAAGCGAACGCGGCGGCGGGGCGAGGCGGCGCCGGGCCGGGGCCAGGGUUGGAGGCGGGCGGCGGCGGAGGAGGAGGAGGAGCUGGCGAGGGCGGGCCAGGCGCGGGGCAGCAGCCGCCGCACCACCAACAGUCGGUGGGCGGGCAUGACCAGCGGCCGCUGAACGGGAAAACGCUUCACGGUCACGAUGCGUCAUUAGCGGUGCUCCCGGCUCCUGGCGGCAAGUCGCUCAUGAAUGGCGGCGCGGGGCAUGCGGGCGAGGAGCAUCACAGGGACCACUUGUUGGAUGCGGAGACGUUCCGACUGCUGCAGUCCUGCGAUUAGGCGGCGAGACGAGCCCUGGCUGCGUGCCACGACCGUGUGUGUCUGGUGUGUGUGUGUGUGUGUGUGUGUGUGUCCUUGUGCCACCCUCGCGGCGCCGCCUGCCGCUGGAACCCAGUUCCUCAAAAGUCGUCAGUAUUGCGCAUCAACGGUAAUAAGAGCAGCAGCAACAACAACAUCAACAAUCCAACAAAUGUUGUGCAAGUGCGUGUCGCGUAUGAUGUGCGGUUUUGGGGCGGAUGGGGUGGGGGGUUAGAACUAUGAAUUGCAAGUGCCCGCGUCGGGAGCAGUCCGCCCUUGACUUCGUCGUAAGCUGCCGCACUCACCUUCAGCCGGCGGGGCGCUCUGAGCAGCUGGCGCCAACAGCAGCUGGCGCCAUGCGUCGGCGUGGUCUGUGCUCAUUGAGUGCGGGGCAAAGCGGCGGCGGGGCUGUUUGGAUGCUCAUGGUGCUUGUGUACACAAUUUCGCGCAGUUUGCGGACGGUGGUGCACCUGGUGCUUGGUAGAGCUGUGUCACUGCUGCAAAGAGGGCGGGGGGCUCAGGCCAUGCCGUAAGCCUUUGCUGCCACUCCCUGUGUGGAGUGCAUGGGCCUGGUAACGUUGUCCGGGCGGCACUGCAGCGGUGCCGCACAGCCCAAAGUGAGGACGGCCAGCGGCGAGGGCGGCUGGGUUGGGUUGGAGUGGCAGCACUCCCGUACGGCACGCCGUUUCCGCGGCCGUGCCAUGUGUGUGUGUGUGUGUGUGUGUGUGUGUGUGUGUGUGCAUGUGUAUUGCGUGCAGCCGUGGCACUGGUGGUGUGUAUGUGUUCGUGUGUGUGCGUGUCUGUCUGUGUGUGUGCGGGGCAGGACCGCGGGGUACCGCUGGGCAGUGGGUACCGCCGUUAGGCCGCGCAGUGCUGGCGCCGCCCCCUUACAUAACUACGAGGUUUGUGUGCGUGCAGUGCAGUGCAUGGCCGCUGUGUCAAGUAUGCAUUGUUGGCAAUCUAUCUAUUCGUGUGUCCGUGGCGGGCCCGGGGUUUACACAGCGCUGCUUGAAGGGGACAUGUGACACUUGUAGUGGGGUGACUGCGGACCUGAGAAGUGCGCGAGGUAUGACACCAGGGGCUGCGCCGUGGGGGACACUGAAUUGCCGGCUGCUGCUGACGGCCCACGCGCACCGCACCUCCUGCUGCUUUCAAGGCGGGUUCCAUUGCCCUCUAGUUGCUACGCAUUGAACGCGGUUGAGUGUAUCUUAUUUGCCAACGACGGCUGCGAGGGCGCCGGUCGGCGCGCCCGGCUUAAAAUUUUGUGUGGAAGCGCCUCGCUGACGUACAAUACGUAUUAUACACGGCGCUAUGAAUGGUGGUGACGACCGUGUGUGUGGCCCGCACAUGCUGACACGCCGUGCGGAUCAUCACGGCUGCGGCGCACGGUUGUGAAGGUUACUGCACAGAAGUUGCACGCUCGCGCGGUAUGUGUGUGUGUGUGGAGGUAUGGCCGGCGCUGCGGCGUAUGCGCAGCAGGCCCUGUGACGCCGUCGCCGCCGUGGUGGUGUGUGCCUGGCCGGGUGGUGGCGGGGCGGCGGCGGAGGUUCGCCCCUCCCUCUCGCCGCACCCCCCUCCCGGACCUGAGCCGAGGCGCGGCUGAUUCAAGACCACAAACCCAAUCCUUGCACCGGUGCUGCGUCCGCCGCACCCACGAAGUUGUGUUGCCUGCAAUCGGCCUUUCGGCGGUGGCCGCAGGCAUGCCCGUGGGUGCACGGCGCAGGCGCGCUUGAUACUCGCACAGACAACAAAACGCGACGCGCCUUGCCGUCCGUUGCGCUCCGUGUUUGGGGUCCCCGACCUUGCGUUCCUUGUGUCGGGGCCCUUUCAGGAGGCCGCGCGGAAUGGGCAGCACCCACAAUAUACAUGAUAGGGUUAUAGGGCGCACUCGUGUUUGGUGGGUGCCCCUCGUCAGAGAGCAAUGGGUAGUGUGUAUGUGCGUGUGCGGGGUGGUGCGGUGUGCGUAUGCCAAGCGCGCACCGCAAUCACGAGCCGGCGGGGUUUUGCCACGCCGUUGCCUGCAAGACGGCAUGGUUGGGCCGUUUACCCGGAGCACAGCACGCACGUAAUGUAGGGACAGGGAAGGGUGUGCGCAGGCAAGGCGGCGGUGCGGAUUGCAGGGCGACUGGGCAGUUUUUGGGUGUGCGGCGGCGCGUGGGCGUGUUGGUGUGUGCGCGUCAGGUCAGGUCGGUGCAUGAGGAUGGAUUGAGGGGUGGCGCCGCCCACCUGAGUGAACAGGUGUGGUUGUUGUUUGACGGGACCCGCCGCACGCCGGUGGGCAGUUCGGAGUUCACAGGUCUACUGCUCCUUGAGUGCGCCUCCGUGGCCGCCCCCACUGACCCUGUGUUUUUGCGCUCGAUGGAUAACGGCACUGCUGGAUCGGGAGGGAGGGGUGCGAUCUGUGGAUGUGCGACACGACGUGCUGACCAUACCUCCAAGAGACAAGUUAUCAUCAAGGUUGGCGGACGCGCGAUGAUGGUGUUGUUGGGAUGGGGCUCCGGCCCAAGCUCAUGAGCGGCUGCUAGAGGCAAAGCGUGGCACAUCGGCGCGCGGUGCUGAAGCGCCGAGUCAUAUACACACACACGCCUGUCGCGGUCGGUGGGUAAAGAUGUGUGUGGCAUCAUCAGGAGUGGUCCCAAGAAGGAAUUAGGGUGAGGUCCGAGGACAUACCGUAUGCAUGCAAAUUGAUGGGGGGAAGCUGUACGUUGGCGGCGGCGGCACGGGACAGGACCCCAAGAGAGGAGAGCGAGCAAGGAGCGUGGGGACGGCGGCCGACAGCGGCAGUGCGGGGGGUUAGGAGUGGCGAGCAGCAAUAAUUUAACCUAUGAGUUAUGCCUUUGUCGCUUUCGCUCCACCACUGCUGAGUAGUAAGAUGGGGGGCAGGGGCAGCUGAGGCUGCAGAGCCUGCAGAGGGGUACCAUAUUCCGGGUUUCCGCGGCGUUGAUGUGAAUGAAGUUCCCAA
Chlamydomonas reinhardtii is the source of this 5223-nucleotide messenger RNA. RefSeq lists its product as uncharacterized. The transcript has 6 exons. Bases 144 to 2243 code for a protein of 699 amino acids. Lineage: Eukaryota; Viridiplantae; Chlorophyta; Chlorophyceae; Chlamydomonadales; Chlamydomonadaceae. The record is from RefSeq and is a predicted model, not a curated record.